ACGUCACAAUCCUACUAGUGACUGCUGUUAUCAAGAUGGCGCUGCGGCCAGGGUCUGGUGGAGGCAGCAGCUUCAUGUAUCCUGUUGGAGGGGGCUUGGGACCUCCACAAGGAAUGGUGCCCAUUCAGCAACAACAGCCGCAGCAAGGCUUCCCGAUGGUUCCAGUCAUGCAGCCCAACAUGCAAGGCAUGAUGGGAAUGAACUUCGGGGGACAAAUGGCCCCAGGUGCCAUCCCCAUGCAGGGCGGCAUGGCGAUUGGGAUGCAGACCCCCGGGAUGCAGUUCUUGAGUCAGCCACAGUUCAUGGGCAUGAGACCCGCUGGACCCCAGUACACGGCUGACAUGCAGAAACAGAUGGCUGAGGAGCACCAAAAACGUUUGGAGCAGCAGCAGAAGAUGCUGGAGGAGGACAGGAAAAGAAGACAGUUUGAAGAGCAGAAACAAAAGCUGAGGCUGCUGAGCAGCGUCAAACCCAAGACGGGGGAAAAGAGUCGGGACGACGCCUUGGAGGCGAUCAAAGGGAACUUGGACGGGUUUAGCAGAGAUGCCAAAAUGCACCCGACUCCGUCGUCUCAGAGCAAGAAGCCAGACUCAUCGCCAUCACACCUGUCUGUCACCACUCAUUCCCUCCCCUCUGCUUUGUCCGAGGACAAUGACGAGUUUAGUGACUUUCAGGGGCCUUUAGAUGCCCCCGCCUCCUUUCCUCCACCCACCUCCUCCUCUUCCUCCAGCUUCAGCCUCUCCUCACAGGCCCACGUUCAGCCCUCGUCCUCCACCGGCAAAGGUUUCGACGAGGACAGUGGCGAGUUUAGCGACUUUGUUCAGGGACCCGUAAGCACUUUUAGUUCCUCUAACUUCCACCUCUCCUCUCAAGUCCAACCGUCAUUCCCCCCCUCACAACCCCCCACUGCCUCCCAACACUCGGCUGCCAACACCAGCUCACAAUCUACGUUCCAAGGCUGUUCCUCACUCACCCCUCCAGGCCCGUCACUGGAAGAGAAGCUCUUCUCCUCGUGCGAUCUCACCGCUGAUAAAACGGCUCACGUUAGUUUUAAAUCCAGGCAGAGUUUGGCACAAAUGGCUCCCAGAACUAAAGUCUCGUCCCAGUUUCACGCCAGCCCCAAAGCGAGGAACUGGGCAGCGGCCGCUGAGGACCUGAGCUCCACCUUCGACACUAAAAGUCUGCAAGAAGCCCCGGCGUCUCGGCCCGGCCCGCCGCCGCCGGCCGCCGGCCCGUCUGCUCAGAGCGGUAGUGAGAGCGGUGGCGUUGGCGUGUACCCACAACAAGAGCACAUCCAGUCCAUGCUGCCAUCCUGGAUUUACAACGACAGCCUCGUCCCCGACAUGUUUAAGAAAGUUCUUGAAUUCACCAUGACUCCGGCAGGGAUAGACACGGCCAAGCUCUACCCGAUAUUAAUGUCGUCGGGCCUUCCCAGAGAGGCGCUGGGGCAGAUCUGGGCGUCAGCCAAUCGCACAACGCCUGGCAUGCUGACCAAGGAGGAGCUCUACACUGUGCUGGCACUAAUUGGCGUGGCGCAGAGUGGCCUCCCAGCCAUGAAUGUGGAGAUCCUCAGUCAGUUUCCCUCUCCGCCCGUGCCCAACCUGCCAGCCUUGGCCAUGGCCAUGGCCCCCGUCAUGCCCCAGCACCAGCAGCCCAUCAUGACCCAGCCCCCCGUCUCCAUGUCCAUGGUCACACCAGCAGCUCCAGUCAUGGCUAUGGCACCCACCGCGCCGGCGCAACCAGCGGCAAACACCAACUUCAUCGCUAGUUUCCCUCCUGCACAGGCGACCAAAACCGACGACGACGAAUUCCAGGACUUCCAGGAGGCUCCGAAAGCAGGAUCAGGAGACCAGGCCUUCGCUGAUUUUCAGGGGGAGUCCGGAGCAAGUUUUCCCAGCAGCGGUGCUCACCGGAGCAGCACUCCUGCCAUGCUGACUCCAGUGUCUGGUUCCUCCUCUUCCUCGGUCACGUCCACCGAUAAAUACGCUGUGUUCAAGCAGCUGUCUGUGGAUCAGCCCUCAGAGCCCGCACCUCCUGCCUCAGAUGUUGGAGAUAAAUACAGUGUAUUCAGACAGCUGGAACAACCUGCUGACAAGAAACCAGUUGGGGAAGGAUUUGCAGAUUUCAAGUCCAUCAACACUGAUGACAGCUUCACAGACUUUAAAACCGCCGACAGCGUCUCUCCACUAGAGCCGUCCGAUCAGGCCAAGAUCUUUCAACCUGCCUUUCCCUCUGCUUUCCCAAACUCUCAGACUCUACAGCAACUUCCACAGCAGCAGCCAGCAGUGUCUGUUUCUCAGCCCAAAAACCCCCUCAACAUGGCCGACCUGGACCUUUUCUCCUCCAUGGCUCCCUCUGUUCCAGCCCCCACUGAGACAAAACCCAACCUGUUCCCCUCUGUGUCUGCAUCCCCAUCUUUAGUGCUCCUGCCUGGCGGAGCAAAACCUCCAGGAGGAGGCGCAGAUGAUUUUGGUGACUUUGCCCUCUUUGGCUCCUCGUCUGACACCACUCAAGCUCCAGCAGCAGGAGGGGCUGCAGCGGCGCCUCAGGACGACUUCGCAGACUUCAUGGCGUUCGGCAGUUCUGGUGGAGAGCCGAAAGGCGAGAGUGGCGCGGGCGUCCAAGCGGAGACCUCCACGAAGCAGCCCCAGCAGAGCUCCGACAAGUACGACGUGUUCAAGCAGCUGUCUCUGGAAGGAGGCCUUUCCUACGACGACGCCAAGGAGAGCGGCGGCGGCUCCUUCUCCUCCCUCAGGAGCGACGCGGACGACUUCGCCGACUUCCAGUCGUCCAAGUUCUGCACGGCGCUGGGGGCUUCGGAAAAGACUCUGGUGGACAAGGUGUCCGCCUUCAAACACGGCAAGGAAGACUCCGCCUCCGUCAAGUCCCUCGACCUGCCGUCCAUCGGCGGCAGCAGCGUGGGGAAGGACGACUCGGAGGACGCGCUGUCGGUGCAGCUGGACAUGAAGCUGUCGGACAUGGGGGGAGAACUGAAGCACGUGAUGUCGGACAGCUCUCUGGAUCUGCCCGGCCUCUCGGCCCACCAGCCCCCAGCUACAGAAGGAGAUGACAUGAAAUUUGACCCCUUUGGGACGUCGGGUCUCAGCAGCCUGGCCAGCUACGACUGGUCAGAGCAGGAGGACAGUCAGCAGAACGAGCUCAGGAGGUCCCACGCCUCAGAGGGAGCUUCCUUUCCAGCUUUAGUCCCACCUCAGAGGCAGGAACUCGGCUUCGGCAGCACUGAAAGCAUCACAAACGGCUCCACAGCAAAGAUCACCGCCUUCUUAACCGUAGAGACCGGCUCGUCUGCAGGGGACAAGUUCAAGGCCUUCGCCGACUUUGGCUCUUCCGAUCGAGGCGUCAUCGAUAACGACGACGACUUCGGAGACUUUGCCAGCACGGUUUCUGAGAAAUCGGACUCGCCUGCUGCCGCUGCAGAGGCAGGGUCUGAAGGAAGCCAAACCGAGGCCUCAGAGGAGUUCAGCGCCUUCCAGGGGGAUAAGCCUAAAUUUGGCAAGUCUGACUUCCUCAAAGCCAGUGCUCAGGCCAAAGUCAAGUCCAGCGAGGAGAUGAUCAAGAGCGAGCUCGCAACCUUUGACUUGUCUGUUCAAGGUUCCCACAAACGCAGCCACAGUUUGGGCGAGAAAGAGAUCGGACGCUCACCCCCGUCUCCGGCCCCGGAACAGCCUUUCAGGGACCGCUCCAACACGCUGAACGAGAAGCCCACCCUGCCCGUCAUCAGGGACAAGUACAAAGACCUGACGGGGGAGGUGGAGGAAAGUGAGCGUUACGCGUACGAGUGGCAGAGGUGUUUGGAAAGUGCUCUGGAGGUCAUCACCAAAGCGAACAACACCUUGAACGGGAUCAGCAGCUCCUCUGUCUGCACCGAGGUCAUCCAGUCCGCUCAGGGCAUGGAGUACCUGCUGGGCGUGGUGGAGGUGUAUCGCGUCACCAGGCGCGUGGAGCUGGGCAUCAAGGCGACAGCGGUCUGCUCCGAGAAGCUGCAGCAGCUGCUGAAGGACAUCAGCCGCGUGUGGAACAACCUCGUCAGCUUCAUGUCGCUGGCCAAGCUUGUUCCUGAUGAAAGCUCCCUGGAUUUCUCCUCGUGUAUUCUGAGGCCCGGUAUCAAGAAUCCCAAAGAGCUGGCUUGUGGAGUCUGUCUGCUCAACGUUGACGCUCGCAGCAAGAAGAAAGAGGGAAGCGCUAUUGGACGUCUGUUAAAAAGAGCUUUUAACUCGGAGACGGACAACUUCAAGCUGUCGUACGGGGGCCACCAGUACCACGCCAGCUGCGCCAAUUUUUGGAUCAACUGUGUGGAGCCCAAACCUCCGGGCCUCAUCCUGCCCGACCUGCUCUGAGCUGCCAUGGCAACAGCGGAGGAAAUAAUUAAGUUCAAACAGGCGCCGUGGCCGAUCGCAUCACGCCGAGAACGAGUGGAAGGACGUUUAAAGUCACUGGAUCCUGCUGUAUUCUUCUUCUUCUCUUUUAACUCCUCUUCAUUUACCCGACCUUUAGCUCGUUCAGACAGAUCCCCAAAGGGAGGUCUUAUUUAAACUUUCAACUAAUGAUGCUUUCUUUUAUCUGAUUAUCACUGCUCAGUAAAUUAUUGUUAAACAAAGUAGUAUUUAAAUGAUUGAAAGGUGCAAUAGCAUUAAGAACACUGGUUUGAGAUGUUUGCACACAUCUUGAGGUUUUAAUGCUCCUCGUUUCUUUGCUUCAAAUGUAUUUUAUUCAUGACUUUCUUUGCUUUCUGCGAAAACAUGUUGAAUCAUAAGUGAGCUGUUUUACUUGAAUUACAUUUGUGCUGCAAAUCUGUUGGAUGAAACUGUGGAUGUGAGGAUUUUAAUGUCACUUUGAGAACGUUCAAACCCAUUGCUGCACUGGAAGGCAGUUAUAUCUCUUUUUAUGCAUUGUGUUGAAUUGCUCUGAAUGUGGGGUUUUUUUUUUUUUGCACUGUUGAAAGGAAACUUCAACACUUUUUUGGUUAUUUAAAUUGUAUUUUAUGAAUAUUUAGGGAGGGGAUGUGUGGAUCUCUUUUUCUGUAUCUGUGUGGUGUGGAAAUGUACAAAUCUAGAACCUUAUUGUGUUUAAAUGGUUUAUUUCUUUUAAUUCAGUGUCAUGUAGUUAUCAAAUAUAAUGUGAAUGUGAUGCAUUAAACGAGAGUACUUACAGG
Molecule: messenger RNA, 5173 nt
Organism: Austrofundulus limnaeus
Lineage: Eukaryota; Metazoa; Chordata; Actinopteri; Cyprinodontiformes; Rivulidae
Gene: synrg
Product: synergin, gamma
Exons: 23
Coding region: 36-4358 (1440 amino acids)
Cellular component (GO): clathrin coat of trans-Golgi network vesicle
Molecular function (GO): protein binding
Source: RefSeq, a predicted model, not a curated record